Molecule: messenger RNA, 1098 nt
Organism: Ascochyta rabiei
Lineage: Eukaryota; Fungi; Ascomycota; Dothideomycetes; Pleosporales; Didymellaceae
Exons: 1
Coding region: 1-1098 (365 amino acids)
Molecular function (GO): oxidoreductase activity
Source: RefSeq, a predicted model, not a curated record
AUGGCUGACUACAAGCCCGAGAGCAUGGUGGCAGCCAUCCGCCAAUCUUCUCCCAUCGACGUUACCACCACAUACGAUGCUGCCUGGAUCAAGGGCAAGGUCAUACUGAUAACGGGAGGCGCAAGCGGCUUCGGCGCUGGCUUUGUACGAUUGUGGGCGAAGAAUGGGGCCACAGUCAUUGUUGGCGACAUCAACGUGAAGAUGGGCGACGCGCUUGUACGCGAUGUGCGCAGAGAGGCGGGCCACGAGCGCGUGCAUUUCGUGCAUUGCGACGUCACAGAUUGGCAGUCACAGGUCAAUCUGUUCAAAGAGGCGAUCCAGCUGAGUCCCCACGGCGGGCUUGACACGGUAGUCGCCAAUGCAGGAAUUGCAGGUAUGGAUGUCUUGCAAGAGGGCAAGAAUCUCGAUGCUGCAGAGCCUCCGCCGCCCAACUUCAAGAUCAUGGAUGUGAAUCUCACAGGUGUCCUGUACACAACCCACCUCGCCUACUUCUACCUGCCAAAGAACCCGGGUUCGAAGGCGUGCAGCAUUGAUUCGAAACCUUGGACAGCAUCGCCGCGCGAUCGACAUUUGCUGCUGCUUGGCUCAGUAGCAUCUCUGGCGCCCAUUGCGAUACAACCGCAAUACAACGCGGCCAAGCACGCUGUACUGGGACUAUUUAGGAGUUUGAGAUCGACCAGUUCACUGCAGGGCAUACGGAUCAACUGCCUGUUCCCCUACUUCAUCGACACACCCAUUGUGCCCACCUUUGGCCGCCUAUUACUGGCCGGCGGCGCGAUGGGUCAAGUCGAAGAUGUAGUCGCCGCAGGGACACGUUUUGUGUCUGACAGUCGCAUCCUCGGCCGCUCCUUGGUGAUUGGACCGAAGGUGCAUGUCCGUCAGAAAGACAACGGCGAGUGGGAUCUGGUGACAGCUGGGUCGCCAGGCAGCAUCCAGACCGCAGUCUUUGAACCUUACGCCGACGAUUGGGAAGAUGUGGAUGCGUGGGAUCGUAACUUUGUGAAGAUUCUCAAUCUGGUUCAGGCUGGCCGAGGUUGGGCGGGGUGGGCUCACGAUAUCGUCAAGGCUGUCUUGUACGGAUUCGGCUUUGGGCGGUAA